This is a messenger RNA of Dreissena polymorpha, 2771 nucleotides long. RefSeq lists its product as uncharacterized. Gene Ontology annotation, molecular function: protein binding. The transcript is spliced from 4 exons. The coding region runs from base 36 to 1877 and encodes 613 amino acids. Lineage: Eukaryota; Metazoa; Mollusca; Bivalvia; Myida; Dreissenidae. The record is from RefSeq and is a predicted model, not a curated record.
ACGCCGCUUUUCAAAGAUCGACAAACACAUUUGAAAUGUCUUGGCACGGAUUCCAAGAUCACCUUUCUGGAAUAAAGUACUAUAUGGGUGCUGUCGUACAUGUCAAGGAAUACAACAGUGCAAAUAUGAGCUUUACGAAUGUUGGCUUAUUGACAUCCUUCACAUUCACAAACCUAAACCUGAAACACGGCGAGUCCUAUUACGGAAUUGUCAAGGCGGUAGACGCGGCAGGACAUGAAAGCACAGCUCUAUGCUCCCCAGAACAAUCGGUCGAUGCGACCCCACCGAAAGGCUUUACUUGUGACUCAACUCAACAAUUACCAAUUGGUGUCUCUUAUAAAGUUGACGAUGGGGACCUUAUUGUUGUUCUCAACGCCAAAUUAAUCAAAGAUACUGUCUAUUAUAUACAUGGAGCCAUAAGGAGUACAUCUUUUGACUUAAAUCCUAUCUUAACAAUUGAUGGGUACAGCGUUAUACUACCAUUGGAAACACAUCACGAUGGGCUGCUUCAAUACCAAUUCACCUUUGUAUCGCAGACUGAAGGCACGCAGUAUGUAGAAAUUGAAUUUGGAGACAAUGUUGAUGAGGAAAUUUUACACAACGUGUCCAUUAAAGAAUGCAAUAUGCUGUCUGAAAAUAAUGACGGUGCUGUUUACUUGAGGCAAAUUGGACCUUAUUCGAUUGCAGUAAGCCUCUUGGUAUUGGAUGCAGAAAGUGACAUCAGGACGGUUUCACUUGGUGUAGGUACCACCAAAGGAGGAUUUCAAAUACAAUCAGUUUCGGAACUUCUCAAUCGAAAUAAUGUCGAAGUUAUAUUUGCACAAUUCACCCACGGAACGCCGGUAUAUGUUACUGCAAUUGCUGAAAACCAUGCAGGACUCACAACCGUGUUCCAUUCGGAUGAAGCAACUAUUAUUGAUCAUACUGCCCCACUACUUUACGAUAUUGAUGUCUCGGUUGCCGUAGAUAGAAACAAUUCAAUAUCAUCAGAUGCAACUUGGAAAGUGAACGACGAUGAAAGUGAUGUUCAAUUCCGCAGAUGUUCUGUCGGUUCAGCACCUGUGACAGGAGAUAUUCAAGCAGAAAGAGAUUCGGAAACCUUGCAAGCUUGUCACACUGAAUUGGUUGACCUCGCUCACGGCCAUAGAGUUUAUGUCACAAUCAAAUGUGUAAACAAAGUUGAACUUGCCACCACUUUAGUAUCCAGAUCAGUCACCAUUUAUCUUUCUCCACCGAGCAGUACACAUGCUUUCGUCCACUUCUUGCCCGUCAGUCAAAAAUCUUCUUCAAUUAUUGACCCAUUAUCCCGUGAAAAGGCUUGGCAGUCAAAUGCGAGCAUAUUGCAGAUGGAAUGGAACAGUUUUGAGGACCAUUCACAUAUAACGUCAUUCAAAUAUCGUAUCCAUAGCGACGGUGAGAUUGUUCUGGACGGGAUGGCCGUUGGCUUCAAGGACACGAUUUCCAAUGUGAACUUGAAGUUGAAAUCAGGAAGGACAUACACGGCUGAAGUUAAAGCAGUCAAUGGUGGCGGGUUAAGCAGCCCCAAUGUUCAGUCCUCGUUGACCGUGGCUUCGGAACCACCUGCUCUUUCAGGACAACCUGCCACUGCGGUUAUCAGACAGGGUAAAUUAACCCUUGACUGGGGCAACGUGUUCAAUACCAUUUCGGGAAUUCCCCACCAGUACAGUCUGGUUGUCGGGUCCAGGGACGGAUUUUCUGAUAUCGUUGACGUCAGCUACACUCGUUACCAUUUGUAUGACGUCAUAGUUCCGACUUCUACAUUGGUCUCACCUGAUAUCACAGAACUGUGCGUGAAAAUCACGUGUACAUUCAAUACAGGGUUGUUUUCAAUCUAUAGCACAACAUUCAAAGUGUGACUCGUCCUACAUUUUAAACUAAUCUAGGUAGGAUGUCAAUAUAUUCCCACAUGUAUUAAUUGUAAAAAAAUAUUGCAUAUUCGUGACAGGUCUAUUCAAAUAAAUAUAUCUUUCUUUUCAAAAGUAAGAUUUUUAGUAAGUUUGUUUCCAAAUUGUCUGUAAGUAUAUAUUUUGUAAAUGAAAAAAAAUAAUGCGCCAUUUUAGAAUCAACUACACAUAUGUAUAUCUUAUUUUGUUAUAAUAUUAUACAUAUUAAGCAAUAUCUAUGCUGGCUCGAUGCGCUUUUUUUUCGUCCGUUUAUUUGUUUACUGUUCAUUGCUUUAUAUUAAACAGAUUUUUUUUCAUUUUCGAAUCGUCUGUGUGCUUUUGUGCGUUUUUCUUUGUGAUAGUGUAUUAUUUUUAAGUGUAGUGCGUUUUUAUUAUGCAUUCCGUCCAACAAAAUUAUUACUUUUUAUUUAAUUGUUAAAAAAUCGAUUCAUUAUAACAUUUUUUUUUUCUUAAAAACAAAUACAAUUCUAGCAAAAAGCACUUUGAAAGCAAUAAAAUGCAAGCAUAUUGCUCUUGUUACAAAGAUACUUCUGUAUAUUUGGAUGUGUAAUAGAAAAUAAAAACGAACAAAGUAAUGGCCGCUUGCUUUAAUUUCAGAAUGAUUUAAUUAAACGUAUUCCGUCAGCAAUUUUUAAUUGUUUUUAUUACUGCGUGUUAUUAAGUAUACGUUUCUUUUGCAAGUCUGUGAUUUAUGCUUUUUUGAUUUAACAAAAAAAAAUAACCAGAGAGAAUUUCACAAUUUUGUUUGUUAUAUAUUUUAUAACACGACAUACUGGCAUUGAUUAGCAAUUGAACACAGUGAUUCAAAUAAACUAAAUAGAUACGCUUUGACCAUGUAUACAUCGA